AUGACCGUCACACCCACAACUGUAUUUGUCUCCGGAGCUACAGGCUUCAUUGCACAGCACAUCGUCAAGCUUCUAAUUGACAAGGGCUACAAUGUAGUAGGCACGGUGAGAUCGUCCGAAAAGGGCGAAAACUUGAAGAAGUUGCUCAAUUCCAACAGCUUCUCCUACGAGAUUGUGAAGGACGUCGAGCCAGCAGGUGCCUUCGACGAGGCCUUGAAAAACCACCCGGAGGUAACUGUCUUUUUGCACACGGCCUCUCCGUUCCACUUUAAAGCAUCGGACGCCGAAAAGGAGUUGCUCAAGCCUGCCGUCAACGGUACGAAAAACGCCUUGAAUGCCAUCAAGACGUACGGCCCCCAGAUCAAGCACGUGGUGGUCACUUCUUCUUACGCCGCCAUCAUGAACCUCAGCAAAGGAAACGACCCCAGCCACGUCGAUACCGAGGAGCUGUGGAACCCGAUCACGUGGGAAGAGGCCAAGCUGGGCCCUGGGCCCGGGUAUGUGGGAUCCAAGACAUUUGCCGAGAAGGCAGCGUGGGACUUUGUGAAAGACGAAAAGCCCAAUUUCACCAUCAACUACAUCAACCCAGUGUACGUGUUUGGCCCACAAACCUUCGACUCCGAGGUGAAGGACGAGCUCAACACGUCCUCGGAAAUUAUUAAUGGUUUGUUGAAUUUGGGCAAGGACUCGGAUGUGCCGGAGACUGCAGGCUCGUUUGUCGAUGUCAGAGACGUGGCCAAGGCGCACUUGGUUGCGUUCGAGAAGAACUUGUCCAACCAGCGCUUGCUUAUGACAUCGUCGAAGUUCAACGGCCAGGACUUGUUGGAUGUGUUGAACGCCAGGUUUGAGUCUUUGAAGAACAAGUUGCCUAUUGGCAACCCAGGUUCUGGAAAGGAGGCUGCCAAACAAACCUGCCAGCUCGACAACAGCAAGACCCGCGAGAUUCUUGGCUUCCCCCUCAUUGACUUGGAGACGUCUGUGGUGGACACCGUGGCGCAAAUCCUUAAAGCCAGAGGCAGAAAGUAG
This is a messenger RNA of Metschnikowia bicuspidata var. bicuspidata NRRL YB-4993, 1026 nucleotides long. It is a transcript of the gene GRP2, whose product is annotated as Grp2p. NCBI's taxonomy places the organism in Eukaryota, Fungi, Ascomycota, Pichiomycetes, Serinales, Metschnikowiaceae. The record is from RefSeq and is a predicted model, not a curated record. The transcript has a single exon. Gene Ontology annotation, biological process: steroid biosynthetic process. Gene Ontology annotation, molecular function: 3-beta-hydroxy-Delta5-steroid dehydrogenase (NAD+) activity. Bases 1 to 1026 code for a protein of 341 amino acids.